GCUGCCAAGCUGCCAAUGUCCAUCAUCAUCGUGGGAGUUGGGCAGGCCGAAUUUGACGCCAUGGUGGAGCUGGAUGGCGAUGACAUCAGAAUCUCGUCCCGAGGGAAGAUCGCUGAGCGAGACAUUGUCCAGUUUGUUCCAUUCCGGGAUUACAUCGACCGCACCGGGAACCACGUCCUGAGCAUGGCCCGCUUGGCCAAAGAUGUCCUGGCUGAGAUCCCGGACCAGUUCAUUUCCUACAUGAAGGGACGUGGCAUCAAGCCAAACCCAGCGCCCCCUGCAUACACCCCAACCAGCCCCACCCUUCAGACGCAGAUCUGA
This is a messenger RNA of Terrapene triunguis (Three-toed box turtle), 321 nucleotides long. Its product is annotated as copine-8-like. The record is from RefSeq and is a predicted model, not a curated record. Gene Ontology annotation, biological process: cellular response to calcium ion. The annotation marks the transcript as partial. Gene Ontology annotation, cellular component: plasma membrane. NCBI's taxonomy places the organism in Eukaryota, Metazoa, Chordata, Testudines, Emydidae. The transcript is spliced from 3 exons. Gene Ontology annotation, molecular function: calcium-dependent phospholipid binding.